This is a messenger RNA of Oreochromis niloticus (Nile tilapia), 1862 nucleotides long. Its product is annotated as kinesin-like protein KIF2A. Gene Ontology annotation, biological process: microtubule depolymerization; microtubule-based movement. Gene Ontology annotation, cellular component: microtubule. The record is from RefSeq and is a predicted model, not a curated record. The transcript has 12 exons. Gene Ontology annotation, molecular function: ATP binding; microtubule binding; microtubule motor activity. Lineage: Eukaryota; Metazoa; Chordata; Actinopteri; Cichliformes; Cichlidae. Bases 148 to 1611 code for a protein of 487 amino acids.
UUUAAAUAAAGGCCAACAGAAAGGAAAGCUGAUAGAAGACGCUGGGAAAGUAGUAGAAGUAACAUAUUGUAAGCGAGAUGAAAAAGGAAGAGAAAGCUGUUGAUACAUGAUGUGAAAGGUGGGAGAAUUACUGUUUUUCUUUUCUAAAUGGCAGCACGAAGGAAGUCAAACUGCAUGAAGGAGGUGGAAAAACCUCAAGAGAAAAGAGAAAGACACCGGCUUCAGCAGCAGGAGCUCAGGGAGAAAAGAGCUCAGGAGGUGGACACCACCAUCCCCAACUAUGAGAUCAUGUACAUGAUCCGAGAUUUCCGAGCCAGUCUAGACUGCCGGCCCCUGACCACAGCAGACCUGAUUGAAGAGCACAGAAUAUGCGUUUGUGUGAGGAAACGUCCACUCAACAAAAAAAAGUUGUCCAUGAAGGAUUUGGAUGUGAUCACCAUUCCCAGUAAGGAUGUGGUGAUGGUUCAUGAACCUAAACAAAAAGUGGACCUGACCCGCUACCUGGAGAACCAGACCUUCCGUUUUGACUACGCCUUUGACGACAGCACCACAAACGAGAUGGUUUACAGGUUCACAGCCAGACCUCUUGUGGAAACCAUUUUUGAGAGAGGCAUGGCCACCUGCCUCCUAACCUCUGAUUGGCAGCUACAGGCUGACCUGGGUAAGCAGCUAAAGUUCCCUCAGAACAUUGCAAAAACAUCCCUCCGGCCAGACACGAUAAUUAUUUCUGAGGCCUCAAAACAGCUGAUCAUGCUGGAACUCACAGUGCCCUGGGAAGAGCGGAUCGAGGAGGCCAAUGAAAGGAAACGAGGAAAGUACCAGGAACUAGUGCAGGAGUGCAGGGGAAGGGGCUGGAAGACUUUCUAUGAGCCCAUAGAAGUGGGUUGUAGGGGCUUUGCAGAACGAUCACUCUGCAAAGUCCUAGGCCGGCUGGGCGUGGCUGGGGUAGCCAAGAAGAGGGCCAUCCAGGCUGUGAGUGAAGCGGCAGAGAAAGCCACAAGGUGGCUGUGGAUCAAGAGGGCUGAUCCGUGGGUGUUUGACCUGCUGAAUCGUAAAGCUAAGCUGAGGGUACUGGAGGAUGGGAAACAGCAAGUGCAGGUGGUGGGGCUGCAGGAGAAGGAGGUCAAGUGCACAGAGGAUGUCCUGAAACUCAUUGAAGUGGGAAACAGCUGCAGAACAUCAGGGCAGACGUCAGCCAACGCUCACUCGUCUCGCAGCCACGCCGUAUUCCAGAUCAUUCUCCGGAGGAAGGGGAAGAUGCAUGGAAAGUUCUCCCUCAUCGAUCUUGCGGGCAAUGAGAGGGGGGCGGAUACAUCGAGCGCUGACCGGCAGACUCGUCUGGAGGGAGCAGAGAUCAACAAAAGCUUGUUAGCCCUGAAGGAGUGUAUCAGAGCUCUGGGUCGUAACAAGCCCCAUACGCCAUUCAGAGCCAGUAAGCUCACCCAGGUCCUCAGAGACUCCUUUAUUGGGGAAAACUCACACACAUGCAUGAUUGCAACCAUUGCUCCUGGGAUGACAUCCUGUGAGACAACACUCAACACACUACGCUACGCUAACAGAGUGAAGGAGUUUGGGAUUAGUCCGUCAGACAUCCAGCGGCUCUGUGGCUGAAGAAACACAGGCAAAUUGGAUGCAAGUUCAGCCACUCAGCCAAUUAAAUUUGUGCAUUCUGGGUGCUAAACACUGGGACUCUGCAGCCCUGACAGCGUAGAGUUACACGUGAAAAGACAGUAGAAAGAAGAAGAAAGAUAGCAAUGUAGAAAAAAGGGGAGAAAUACAGAUGAUAGCACUGGAGAAAGUGGAGAAAAAGAAAAUAGAAAAACAGUGAAUUGAAGAAAGGGAGUGAAAAAUCAGGAAAAAAA